Aplosporella prunicola CBS 121167 is the source of this 1976-nucleotide messenger RNA. RefSeq lists its product as uncharacterized. The record is from RefSeq and is a predicted model, not a curated record. Gene Ontology annotation, biological process: macroautophagy. Gene Ontology annotation, cellular component: fungal-type vacuole membrane. Lineage: Eukaryota; Fungi; Ascomycota; Dothideomycetes; Botryosphaeriales; Aplosporellaceae. The transcript has 2 exons. Bases 205 to 1674 code for a protein of 489 amino acids.
AAUAAUAAAUAAGAUGCUUCCAUUGGAUGUUGUGUUGUCUCCUCCCUUGCACGGGAAUCUUGAGUGCUUCCGCAACCGCCGACGCUUGACAGCCGCCUGUUACCCGUCGUCAUCGACUUUGCUCAGCCACCUGUCAUACGAUAUAAUCCCCCCCUUCCCAUCCUUCGAUUCCGUUUGGACAACUUUGCUUCCCUCCAUCCCAAAAUGAAGUUCACUGGCCUACUCCCGCUUGCUGCUCUCGGCUCGGCUUUUGUCAUACCCGAGCAACACGCUUGGAACGACAUUGCCAUCCAGUCUAGGCCCCGGGGCAAGACUGGUCAAUACGUUCCGGAGCUUCCGCUGCAUGGCGCUAAGGAUGCUUUCCACAAGCUCAAGGGCUCCGUGGAAGGUGCCGUCACCGACGCCCUCGAUACCGCAGAGCACUCUGUCGAUGACGCUCUCUCCAGCGCCUCCAAGGCCGAGGAUGCGGUGAACGAAAAGGCCCAGUCUAUCGGCUGGGACGUCGAGGCAUGGCUCCGGGAUUCCUUCCCACACGGGCUCGAGGGACCCGAACACCCUCCUCACCACCCUCAUGAUCCUGACCACCCUCAUGAUCCCGAUCACGACAAGCCGGGGCACCACCCCCAUCACCACCACGAGCCAAACGAGACAGUUUGGCAGCUGAUCUCUAAGUCCAAGUACACCACAAAGCUCACGGAGCUCAUUGAAGAGCACGGGGAUUUGGUUCAGCUUCUCAAUGGCACUGCUGCCAACUACACUGUUUUUGCGCCGACCAACGCGGCCUUUGACAAGGUUCCCAAGGAUGCUCCCAAGCCGAGCAAGGAGUUUAUCAGGGAACUGUUGAAUUACCACAUCUCGUCUGACUUUUACCCUGCUGGUCGCGUGCUGCACACUUACACCAUCCCCACGCUGCACAGGGAGGCCGAGCUCGGCAAGGAGCCGCUUGCCCAACGUGUGAGCGUCAACCUUCAUCUUAAGGGUUUGACUAUCAACCACUACGCCCGCGUUGUCGCUGUUGACAUUUUCGGCACCAACGGCGUCAUCCACGGCAUUGACUCGCUCCUUGCUCCUCCUCCCAAGACACUAUCGAUCCUCACCUACCUGCCAGCCGAGUUCUCUACGCUUGAGCUCGGCCUGACCAAGACCGGACUGUUCGAUACACUGAACACCACCGGCCAUGCCGGAGGUACCUUCUUCGCUCCGUCCAACUUUGCUUUCCACAAGUUGGGGUCCAGGAUCACGGGCUUCCUGUUCAGCAGCCACGGCCAGAAGUACCUCAAGGCGCUGCUCGAGUACCACGUCGUCGCGAACCAGACGCUCUACUCGGACGCUUUCUACGAUGCUACCGGCGAGGCGGACCGCCGUGACCCCCGUAACUUCCACGUCGACCUGCCCACGCUGCUUGAGGGCCACAGCCUCAGCGUUGAUGUCGCGCGCUUCUUCGGCCUGAUCGAGAUCAAGAUCAACGGCUUUAACCGCGUGUCUAUCAAGGAUGGCAUCGCCAAGGAUGGCGUCAUCCAGGUCGUCAGCAGCGUGCUGAUUCCUCCGAGACACACGGCUGGCGCCGAGGCCGACUCCGAGGACGAGGAGUUGACGCUCGAGGAGCUCAAGGAGCGCCUUGCGCCAUAUGUGGAUGGUAGUGAGGAUGGUGAGGAUGGUUGGGGUGAGCUUUAAAGCUCUCUUUGCUUUGGGCGGCUUAAAAUGCAUAGCAGCGUAGAGUACAUACUCGAGAGCUUCAUUGACUAGCGCAGCUUUGGUUACUGCAUGAAUCAACGGUCUUUCUAUACUUGUUUUUCCAGAGAUGUAGUGUGCUUGUAGUGUUGUAUUGACGGCUGUGGAUUGCACACAUAAAAAGUUGGGGUAGGAUUUAUGGCUUGAUAUCUUUCGUUAAAUAUAGACCUUCCUGUCCUACCUGUCAUUUAUCCUUGCUUGAAACAUGAGCUAUAGCCGUAUGUAGAAUAUUACGGAUCUGGAAC